This is a messenger RNA of Alternaria postmessia, 528 nucleotides long. RefSeq lists its product as uncharacterized. The record is from RefSeq and is a predicted model, not a curated record. The annotation marks the transcript as partial. The transcript has 3 exons. Lineage: Eukaryota; Fungi; Ascomycota; Dothideomycetes; Pleosporales; Pleosporaceae.
AUGUCAAGUAUCGCAUCAGACAAUGAUGACCAUUCUUCGGCAACGUCAUCAUCAUCGACAAGCGACGAGCACGACACGUCUCCUGCUGAAGAUGCUGACCUCGCGCCAGGCACCGAUGCCAACGGGUUGCGGAGCAGCGUUGCAGAUGUGAUUGAUCCGGUUGUCGCAGAGGAGGAAGGAAGCAGCGGCGACUAUGGGCUUCAGGGCAAGGAUAAUCAUAUGUUUGCGAACGAAUUCGACGUUGUCACCAUCCACGGUCUUCACGGCCACCGUGAGACAACUUGGCAAGCGCGGGAUGAAUCGAAACGAGAGACAGUCCGUGGACUGAAGGAAUUCGAGUUCAAUCUGGGCUUCCGCUUGAUGAAUUAUGGUUACAAUGCUUUCAAGACGCUCUCGAAAGAGGGCAUCACUAAGGAGGCAUCAAAGUUACUGCGUACGGUUGCAGAGGCAAGGAAUGCAAAAGACAAGGAUUUGUUCCGCCCGAUCGUCUUCGUUUGCCAUGAUAUCGGAGGCACGAUCGUCAAACAA